Molecule: messenger RNA, 1760 nt
Organism: Branchiostoma floridae (Florida lancelet)
Lineage: Eukaryota; Metazoa; Chordata; Leptocardii; Amphioxiformes; Branchiostomatidae
Exons: 7
Coding region: 40-861 (273 amino acids)
Source: RefSeq, a predicted model, not a curated record
UACGUGACGUCAUUUGAGGUGUCGUACUCCAACAACGAAAUGGACUGGGCAGUGUUUACUGGAAAUUCAGAUCAAAAUCAGGUAUUCGAUGGAAACAGCGAUGCAAAUAACACCCAAGACAACACGUUUAACCCACCUAUCAUCGCGAGAUACAUCAGGAUUAACCCACGGAGUUGGCAUAGUUGUGGGAAAAAACGCUGUAUCUCCAUGCGGAUAGAACUGCUGGGUUGUGAGUUUACUACCACCACACAACCAACUACAGUAUCUACCACCAGUACUAUUAAAACUACAUCGUCUCAGCCCACGUCGACAGUGAGGACAACACGGUCUACACUGACCUCCACUUCCACGAAUGGCUUGUCAGGUUCCACCAUACAGGCUCCACCAGAGACCCCUCAGGCCCCAGGAACAACGACCGUUGUCUUGAACAGAACACAAGGUGAUGAUGGAAACCUGGCUAUGCUACAGGGUUCUGGAUUUCCUACAGGAAUCAUCGUUGGCGCCAGUGUUGGUGGGGUGAUCUUCAUUAUGGCCAUCACGGUUGGAGCUGUCUUUAUAAUCAGAAGGAGAGGCAGAAAUGAUUCUCAGAAGAAACCCACCAAUGACGAAGGAGAAGGGACCGUUGAUAACAUCAUCUACGACACAGCAACCUUCUCAGCCAAUGAGACUGGCGGGGGCGUUUCGUUUGGCCAAUCAGGUGACUUCGUUGACAACGAGCUUUAUGCAGGAGUCGGGGAUUAUCCUGCCAGAGACGUACAGAACCAAGCAUCACAGAAGGACGACCAGGACCGUCUAUACGCUAACGUCAACAACUCACAAGACGAAGGUUUUGUGGACAAUGACUUAUACGGGUCUCUUUAGACCCAGGAUAGAGACUUGCCUGAAGAAAAUCGCGCUCCUAGCGGCCGGCCUUACAGUUGCCACCACCUCGGGGAGGGGGUCAUUAACGCCAGCUAGCGAGAGAUUUUGCAAACACAGGCUAGAAUAGAGACAUGCACUGUUGAUUCUUAGCCAAAUGAGACAUAAGGCAAUAUGAGGACUCUGCCCUUACGACCCUUGGGACUUUGUACAUUAUCAUAUCGAUAAUUAUAAAGGACUUCAAUUUCAAUUAAAUCCAACACAGUGAGCUCAUUUGACGGUUUAAGAUACAAAGAUGAUUCAAUAGAUAAAAAGAAGGCACAAGUUGUACUUGAUCGUUUUCGCAUUCCACUCCAAAACAUUUAUUGAGCAGAUACGACUGUCAUUCUUACUUAUAUGUUGUUCAGAAGAUGUUGCAUACCAUAGGCUUCAUGAUACAUAAAAAGCAAAAUAGAUACUUGUAUAACGUGUAUCUGAUAGUUAUCAUGAGAAAAAUACAUAUAUACUGCUACGAAACAAAAUGUGAAUAUAUGUGUCGUGUCUUGUUUUUUCUGUAUGUUGUGUUUCUAACUAUUUCAACUUACCAUCAAGCUACUUAUACAGCUGGUCGUGAUGACCUUUGCUUUUUUAGUAUACAGAUUAUCAUGAAGGUCCCUACUCUUUGUUUAAUCGGGAAUCUUUACCAAAUAUUGAUUGUAUGCUACCAUUGUCAUAACACAGAUUUAGUUAGAGAGGGAACAGAAAAAAAUAGAUAAAUCGAUAGACCAAAGUUACGUUUUGAUUGACUUUACAACUGAACUGAUCCGCAGCUUUGUCCUGCGUCAUUUAUACACAUUGUUUUCUGCGUUUGUUACACCUACGUUUCUCUCCAAUGCCGUCAACAAAGAAUGUCGUGCUCACUG